AUGUCUUUGUCCAAACUGUCCGUGCGCAGCGCCCUUCUUGGGUUGCUUGCUGCAGUUCCUUUCACCUCAGCUCACACCUGGAUUGAGCAGAUGAUGGUCAUUGCUCCAAACGGUACACUGGUCGGUACACCAGGCUUUGCUCGUGGCAAUGUUCUGCGUGGCACUGCCGGCUUCAGUGAUCCCACCAUGGUCAACCUCCUUCCACCAGAUGGGCGCACAAUCAACGAGCUCCUUUCCACCGACCUGAUGUGCAAGUCCACCCAGACUGCCCAGAACCAAACCUCCGGCAGCCCGAGACUGCAGGCAGCUGCUGGGUCAGGCAUCGCCCUCAGAUAUCAAGAAAACGGUCACGUCACCCUACCAGACAAUCAGCCAGGCAAACCUGGAAACCGUGGCACAGUCUACGUCUAUGGUACCACUCAACCUAGCCCGGACGAUGCCUUCCUUGCCAUCCACCGUGUGUGGAAUGCCGACGGCACAGGUGGUGAUGGUCGUGGUGUUCUCCUCUCUACUCAAAACUUUGAUGAUGGACAAUGUUAUCAGAUCAAUGGCGGCACAAUCUCCGCACAGCGCCAGAAGGAAUUCCCUCAUCCAACCGACAGUCUUAUGGGUGCCGACUUGUGGUGUCAGCAAGACAUUGAGAUUCCGUCUACCGCGCCAAGCGGGCAACCCUACACUCUGUAUUGGGUGUGGGAUUGGCCAACUCUGCCAGGCACAUCAGGCUUUCCUGACGGAAAGCAAGAAAUCUACACCACUUGCAUGGACGUUGAUAUUGUCGAUGAUGGUUCCUCGGAAGCAUUCUCCAAGCAGGAUGUCAGCUUUGACCAGGGUCAAGCUCUCGACAACGCAGCUGUUUCUGCCGAGCUGACAGAUAUCGCCAACCCCACGGCUGUCUCAGGCACGGUCAUUCCCUUCUCAGCAUCCGCAACCGGUCCUGUCUCGGGUGGUGCCAGCGCAGCCAGUGCAGCUGCCUCUGCCACUGAGACGGACACUGCCAUUCCGGCAUUCUUGUCCGUCCACACUGGCUCAGUGACUGGUGCUGGCGUUGAGACUCAGACUUUCAGCGUCAUUCCCAUUAGUGUCACCUACACCACUACCCAGGAGGUGUCGGCACCUACAGUGACUGCUGCCGCGACGACUGGUUCUUCUGGCCAUGGCGGUCACAACGGAAACGGCAGUGGUGGUGCUGAAGAUGCAGCCGUUGCUACAUUCACUGACUACGAUUCGAUCACACAGACUGUCUUUGAGACGGUCUACCAAACAAAGUACACCAAGCGAGCUGAAGCACCCGCACCGACUGUUGCACCUUUCCGCGGUUACCAGCUACCCGCCCAGGCACCUGCAGUGGAGGCGUCGACCGCACACCCUGCAUUCCGUCUCCGUGCACGGAAUCCUUUUGCCUGGUUCUUAUGA
This is a messenger RNA of Exophiala viscosa, 1413 nucleotides long. RefSeq lists its product as uncharacterized. The record is from RefSeq and is a predicted model, not a curated record. The transcript is spliced from 3 exons. Lineage: Eukaryota; Fungi; Ascomycota; Eurotiomycetes; Chaetothyriales; Herpotrichiellaceae. Bases 1 to 1413 code for a protein of 470 amino acids.